AUGCCACCAAGGCCAACUCAGGUCGAAGAAACACCACAUCCCGAAGACGACAGUGCACUCAUGGAGACUGGGACUGACGAGAGUGAGGUCGGAGGGGGGUUGCCUGAAUUCUCUACUCUACAAGGGAAAUCUGGUAUUAUCUAUGACCUUACUAAACUGGAUCCCGAGGCUGAAGCGAGAGCCCUUGUGGGUUUGACGAGUCAGUUUGAUGUGAUCGGCUGCCGGCGAACCAAGACAGGCUUCGAUUUCCAGUUCUCAGAGCGGCCGCGAGUUCAUAUCGGCUCGGGCGGUUAUACGUGCACCUGCUCGACGUUCAUGGGUCUGCCGGGCAUUGCCUGUCCACACGUUUUCGUGAGUUCUGGCACAAUCCAUCGCAUUCGUCAAUCUCUGCUAACCUACGAGAAGUGGCUUGUCGACCAGCUUCAUGGCUGUCUUAUUCCCCAAAUCCCCAAUUAUGAUGUACCGUUAUCGAGUGAUGGCCACCCUCCAGUCUUUACCCGCAUUGAACGACUCCUUGAUGGCAAACUCGAAACAGUAGCGGAGCAAUUGAGCUGGCAAUAUGUCCGUUCAGAAGUGGAGGGUGGCAUGAGCCGUCCACAGAAGGUGCGAGACCUUAUGUCUGCCUUCGAUACAGCCACACUCCCCGAAGAUUUCCGUCUCGACCUUAUAGAUGACGUUGGCCAAUCUCGCACUCCAGAACAGUGUGUGGUGCAAGGAGACUUCGAGGCGACCAUGUUUCGGCUUGCGGUACACGAUGACACAGUUUAUUUUAGCCUAUGCAAAGCCAUGCCACCCGGUGCCUGUGCAGCGAUUUAUUUCGAUAAAGUACAAGAAAAGUCACGGAAAUUGUUGGCAGAUUUCGAUCGCUACUGCCAAACGGGCCGGCGUUCGGAAGGAUCCAAUGUGGACAUCAACAACGUGAUCGGAGAUCUGCAGCAUAAUGUCAAUCGCAUUCAAGCGAACAUCGUUAUGCGAGCGCCUCACGGUGUUGAAGGAGCCGCUAAAGCCCUAGUGACACUAUUGGAGGACAUAUGCAACCGUAAUAAGGACGCGCUCGAUGGCAACUUGUGGGGUGGCGUGACCUUCCAUGGGGAGGACGAGGAUCAACGUAACUUAUACCACCAGCUUAUCGGAAAGGCGGAGGAAACAGGAGAGUGUUUCAUCUUGGAUGCCCUCGAGCAGUUAGCAGGCUCUGAUCUUCAUCAAUUCAAGGAGAGACUUCGAGCAAUUCUUCAGAAAAAUGAAGUGAAUCGCGCCCCGAAGGCAUACAUACUGAAGUUGAAUGGGCUGGUUCGUCGAGCUGAAUCCAAUUCUGCUGGCUCGGGACAAAAGCGACCAGCUACGGCUAGUUCUGGGGGGCAUGGGCAGAGCAAGAGAACUCGCUAA
Aspergillus pseudonomiae is the source of this 1386-nucleotide messenger RNA. RefSeq lists its product as uncharacterized. The transcript has a single exon. Gene Ontology annotation, molecular function: zinc ion binding. The record is from RefSeq and is a predicted model, not a curated record. The coding region runs from base 1 to 1386 and encodes 461 amino acids. NCBI's taxonomy places the organism in Eukaryota, Fungi, Ascomycota, Eurotiomycetes, Eurotiales, Aspergillaceae.